AUGACCUUAGUAACCUUCCUGAAGGUAAAUCCACCUAUCUUUAGAGACACGACGAACCCCACAGAAGCAGAUAACUGGUUUCAGGUGAUGGAACGGGCUUUAAAAGCACAACAAGUCCUUGAAAAUCAACGUGUUGAAUUUGCAACUUAUCAGUUAACGGGUGAAGCCCAGCAUUGGUGGCAGGGUACUCGACGCUUGCUGCAGCAAGAUGACAAUGCAGUACCUUGGAAUGCCUUUCAGUUAGAAUUCUACAAAAAGUACUUCCCCAAUUCGGUCAAGAUAGCAAAAGAGCUUGAAUUGUUGCAAUUGAAGCCGGGUCAAAUAUAUGUAUCCAAAUAUACCAAUAAGUUUGAGGAAUUAUGUCAUUUUUCCAAGAUUUGUCAGCGUGUUCUGGGAGACUUUGAGGAGUGGAAGUGCAUCAAAUAUGAAGGAGGACUCCGGGGUGACAUACUGAGUUCAGUAGGCCCGAUGGAGGUCAGAGUUUUCUCAGACCUGGUAAACAAGAGUAGGGUUGCGGAAGAAUGUCUAAAGAAGGCUGCUAUAGAAAGAAAUGAUAGCCGGGAAUUUCACCAAAAGGAACGUAAUUAG
This is a messenger RNA of Arachis stenosperma, 588 nucleotides long. RefSeq lists its product as uncharacterized. The transcript has a single exon. Lineage: Eukaryota; Viridiplantae; Streptophyta; Magnoliopsida; Fabales; Fabaceae. The coding region runs from base 1 to 588 and encodes 195 amino acids. The record is from RefSeq and is a predicted model, not a curated record.